AUAAAAAUAAAUAUGGACCCAGACCAACCCACCGAAGAUCAACUCAGAGAAGUAUUCAACACCUUUGACAGAGACGGCAAUGGAUCAAUCGAUGCUGAAGAAAUCCAGAAGGUAAUUCAAGAGCUCGGCCUUGAUGCUAAGAGCAGUGAGAUCGAAAAUUUGAUCAGCGAAGCAGAUAAAGACGGCAACGGAAAGAUUGAGUUUGAUGAGUUUAAAAAGGCCGUCCUUGGUGAAGACUAAAUUCAUC
Molecule: messenger RNA, 247 nt
Organism: Moneuplotes crassus
Lineage: Eukaryota; Ciliophora; Spirotrichea; Euplotida; Euplotidae
Source: the annotation of a GenBank genome assembly